AUGCGCGGAGGACGGUCCCGAGUCGAGGCGAGCGGAGAUGGCAAUUUGUCGACUGCAUGUUCUCGACGUGUCCCGACGUCUGCGGGCCAAGUCGACGCCGUCGAAGGGGACAGACGCAACGUCGUCUGGACGCCUCGAAAGGAUGAGAGGCACCAGCACCAGCACCACUCGAUUGCUUCAGUCUGCACGAUCUGCAACCAUCUUGAGGCAAAGUUGCUUCGAGCGGAGACUGUCAUUUCACAAAAGAGGGCACAAUAA
Molecule: messenger RNA, 258 nt
Organism: Protopolystoma xenopodis
Lineage: Eukaryota; Metazoa; Platyhelminthes; Monogenea; Polystomatidea; Polystomatidae
Source: the annotation of a GenBank genome assembly